AUGCUCAUUUACCUCAAUAUUGGCAACUUGGGGGGCCAGGGCGGCGGGGGAUGGCAGAUAGGACCGCUCAUAACCCUUCUGCCCAUUCUAUUGACCUAUGGGUUCCCCCUGCUGCAGUCCCUGCUGUCGAUGCUGUUUGGAUUCGGCAGCAGCAACGUGUUUGUGUACGAUGGCAGCAGCGGCGGCAGCGGCGGCGUAAGCAGCCCCAGCAGCGUCGGCAGCGGCGGGAGGAGCAGCAGUAGCAGCAGCAGCAGCAGCGACGAGGGUGCCGAUACGUCCCUCGUGUCCUCAACGCUGGUGGCCUUCACCUCCAUGGUCGUCAGUGCCACACUCACCGUGCUGCUGAUGAGGCUGGUCGUGGCGGGCCGGAGGAAUGGCUUUGGCGUCACGCUGCGGCGCAUGUUCCUCGAGGGCUUUGGCGGCGGCUGGGGGCAGGCGGCGGGCCGGGGUGGUGCGCAGCACGGCGGUCGCCCUGCUCCUCGCACCCGCUCGCAGCGCAUUGAGCACGUGGCAAAGCUGAUGCAGGGGCUGCCCGUGGAAUCGUACCGCAGCAGGGAGGAGCUGGAGCGCAUGUCGGUGGCGGAGCUGAAGCAGCUGCUCAAGAAGCGCGGCGUGGCGUGCGAGCACUGCCUGGAGAAGCGGGAGCUGGUUGAGCGCGGGGCGGAGGGCGGCAACAGCAGCGCCGCCUCCUGCUCCAUCUGCUGCGAGGAUUACGAGUCGGGCGACGUGCUGCGCGUGCUGCCCUGCGGGCACCGCUACCACUUGGAGUGUGUGGACAAAUGGUUCCUGGCAUCAACAGACUACAGCCGGCCGCCGGCGUGCCCGUUGUGUUCGGCGCCGCUCGACGGCACUGGCAGCAGCAGCAGCAGCUGA
Molecule: messenger RNA, 873 nt
Organism: Chlorella variabilis
Lineage: Eukaryota; Viridiplantae; Chlorophyta; Trebouxiophyceae; Chlorellales; Chlorellaceae
Exons: 6
Coding region: 1-873 (290 amino acids)
Biological process (GO): ubiquitin-dependent protein catabolic process
Cellular component (GO): cytoplasm
Molecular function (GO): ubiquitin protein ligase activity
Source: RefSeq, a predicted model, not a curated record